Molecule: messenger RNA, 3884 nt
Organism: Orcinus orca (killer whale)
Lineage: Eukaryota; Metazoa; Chordata; Mammalia; Artiodactyla; Delphinidae
Gene: PLEKHG4B
Product: pleckstrin homology and RhoGEF domain containing G4B
Exons: 14
Coding region: 47-2908 (953 amino acids)
Source: RefSeq, a predicted model, not a curated record
UUCCGAGCGCUGUCCUCCCCGCGGCCGGGACAAAGGCGGCGCCACCAUGGCCCUCAGCGCGGCGCUCGGCCGGGGCGACCGGGGCUCGGGCAACAAGGACCUGGAAUCCCUCGACACCUACAUACAGAACACGCUCUCUGCCCUCUACCCACCUUCUGAGGCCACGGCAGCCACAGUGCUCUGGCAGCUGCUCAGCGUGGCCGAGAAGCUCUACAGUGGGGAUGGGCUGCGCUGCCUCCUGGACUUCCUCAUCCCAGCCAAGAGGGCCCUGCAGCACCUGCAGCGGGAGGCCCGUGCCAGGUACGCAGGCCUCCUCUUCCUGCACGAAGGGUGGCCGCUGUGCAUCCACGAGAAGGUGGUGGUGCAGCUGGCGCCCCUGCGCGGAGUCAGGCUCAGGCCUGGGGACUUCUACCUGCAGAUCACUGUGGCGGCGGGGAGGCAGCCCGCCAGACUGGUCUUGAAACGCCUUUCCCGGCUUGGACAAGGCUCGGAGGAAGUCAUUGUCCCUGAGACCAUGUACGGCUGUGUCUUCACGGGAGAGUUCCUGGAACUGGUGAACGGGGAGCAGAACGGUGUCCCCUUGCAAAACUGCUUGCUGACCUUGGGCUCGGUGGUCUACCGCACCCCCUGGAACAACGUCACAGACCCUGUCUUUGUCCCCACCACCGGAACCAACCUGCCCAGCUGCCCCAGCGGUCCUGGUCCUCAGCAGCCACCACCCGACAGCACCUCGGAGGCUCCAGCCCCGGCGCCAACCGUGGCCAGCCCCGCUCCCCAGGGAGGCACACCUUCCAAGCACACCCCAACCCUGCCCCACUGCGGUGGGCAUCCCAACAGUAACCAGCCCCGCCGUCUUCCUUCCCCAAGAAGGGCUGAGUGCGAAAGCCCCGGGACCCUGUCCGGGAGUCCCAGUGGAGGCCUCAGGGGUGUUGGCCCCUCAGAGCAGGACCCCUGGGAGUGUCCUGAGAGCCCUGAAGGACCAGGAGGGAGGCUGGACCCCAUGGACAAGAAGGACGGCUCCAAGGCCCUCGCCUUCCACGCAGAGGGGGGCAGCCCGAGCUCUAGGAGGCGGCCGCCCAGAACCCCAGCCAGUGUGGAGGCCAGACGCUGGUUCAGGAAGUCCUACAUGGAGGCCCUGCAGAACCCUAUGCCCCUGGGCUCCAGCUCUGAGGAAUCCAUCGGGGAUGAGGCCUGUGGCUCCCAGACCCACGGCCGCAGGGCCAGGGGGGCCGGGGCAGUGGCCAGUCUUACCCAGAAAGAGAUCCCUGGCCCUGCGGGAGACCCCCAGGAGAUCCCGAGACAAGAGAAUGGUCCAGGAGCUGCAGGGAGGACCCUUCCCAGGAGGUCUCGAUCCUGGGAUAGGUCCCUCAGAAGCUCCCGAGGUGACACCUGGCGGGCCUCCCAGCACUUAGCCAGCACCAGGCCUGGGGGUCUCCUGGGAGGACAAGCUGUGGGGACCAGAACCACAGGCUCCAGCUGUCCAGGCACAGUGGAGAGUCCCAGCUGCACAGGAGAGGAAGCUGAUGUCUCUGCAGAGGGCAGCAGCUUCCGAGGAAGCAGCCCCAGCCGGUGUUCGGACCUGCUUGCUGAGCCGCUGUGCCCCGAGGGUGAAGCGUGGGCACCUGGCACAGGAGACCUGCCCAGCCGGGCGCCCAGGCAGGAGCUGGAACUCAACCAGGAGCUGCUGCAGUCCGGGGCGGUCACCCUCCCAGGAACCCGAGACCGUCAGGGAAGAGCGGUGGUGCAGGUCUGUACAAGGGGCCCACUCUGGUCCAGCGAACACAUGUCCAGUGCCGAGCUAACCCGUCUGCUGAAGUACCUCCACACCAUCCCCAGGAAAGAGGUGCGGGAGCUGGGGCUGGUCAUCCUGGUGGACGCACGCAAGAGCCUGGCCGCCCCCGCCCUCUCCCAGGCCCUGGCAGCCCUGCAGAACACAUCUCCUCCCUUAAUUCAUAGUAUUUUGCUGCUGGUGGAUAAAGAAUCAGCAUUUAGGCCUGACAAGGAUGCAACAAUUCAGUGUGAGCUGGUGGGUUCCCUGAAGGCCCUGCACAAAUUUGUCGACAGCUCCCAGCUGACUGCAGACCUCGAGGGCUCCUUUCCCUACAGCCACAGUGCCUGGAUCUGCUUCCGUCGGAAGCUGGAGCCCUUCACCUCAAACUGCGAGGAAGCCAUUGUUUUCCUACAAAAUUCAGUCCACUCCCUGAACACCCACAGGACCCCAAGCACAGCACAGGAGGUCGCAGAGUUGAUCGGCAAGCACAGGGCGAUGAUGAAGCAUGUCCUGGAAGACGCGCGGCUGGUGGCCCUCCGGCUGGAAGGCGGCACCGUGCUGGCACGGCUGAGGAGGGAGGAGCACGGCGCCGGCCAAGACUACCAGGACACCAUCGAGGCUGCCUGCAGGCUGUACGACCAAGUAGACGAAGAGGUCCACAGGCUGGUCCUCGCCUCCAACAGGUGUCUGCAGGCACUGGAGGAGCUCCAGGAGCGAGGACACCAGUCAGGGCUCCAGGGGGGAGGUGACCAGAUCACAUCGUGGUUUGAAAAAGAAAGAGAGAAAUUCCUCGGGCCUUUGGAGCUGCUGUCUCUGGGGAAUGCAAAGCAGUGGCAGGCGUCCCAGGCUCUCCCGGACAGGCUGACGCAAUAUCGUCCGAAAGGGCUACGGCUGAUGGAAGAGGACUUGCAAGGUGCAGAGGAAGGGACCCAGGACUUCAGAAGGAGUCUGAGCGCCAAGGCCGGCCUGGCUGAGCGGAGGGAGGGCGAGCUGGCCAGGCAGGCCCUCGGGUCCGAGUUCUGCGAGACGGAGGAGCAGCUUGGCAGCAACGCGCUGUACAGCAAGAACAAGCCCGGGCGGACGCCCUGCUCUGCAGCCACGGCAACGCCUUCUUCAAGGCCGUCGUCCCGCCCGUGAGCCUUGCUGCCUGGCCUGGCCUGGCCCGGGCUGACCCUAUCGCCCGGCCUUGCAGAACAAGCAGCAGGAGCUGGGUGACAAGAUGGACCUGGCCUCCUACUUGCUGAAGCCCGUGCAGCGCGUGGGCAAGUACGCACUGCUGCUCCGGGCCCUGGUCCAGGAGGCUGGCGGCUGCCCCACCCGUGAGCAGGCGCUGGGCGAGCUGAGGGCCAUAGGACAGGCCUGCGGGGAGGCGCCCACACUUGAGACCCCCCAGACCCCCGCCCAGGGGGAAGGGAACGCCCGGGAGAGGCUGCUGGGGCGGGAGCCACGGGAGGAGAGGCAGGCGGGCUCUCAAUGUUAAACGUCGGUGUUUGGGGCUACUCUGAAAUAACUGGAUAUGGGAAAAACUGAGCUUGGCCUUAGGCUGUGGGCCUGAGCCUACCGAUUCGCCCCCUGUGGGGGCCAUGGUGGGGCCAGUGCCCAGGGCCAGGAGGAAGAGCGGACCUCCCGGUCAGGCAGGACCGCCCCGAAUUCCCCGUCCCAAGUGAAGACGCGGUCGCCUUGUUAGAGCAGCGUUAGUAAGAGUUCCAAGACGACAGAUCGGCCCCAGGCGGCCACCGCAGACCCAAAGGCCCCCGAGCCCUCUGUCCAGUGAGCUCAGCCCAGCGAUUUGGGACAGCCCAGGCGUCACCCAGGACAGGGCCGUCCACGGGAGGCAGGGGGGCACCUCCCAUGAAGGGGCGGCCUGGCUGGGCGCAGUUGACCCUCACACAGCCGUCGCCUUGUGGAGGCUUCGUUACAGGGGCGCGAGGGCAGGGCUGGGAUCAGGUCAUGCCCCGUCCCCCUGAGAGAGGCCGGCCUGCCUGCAGGUGGAUCUGAAGGAACAGGGGCGGCUGAUAUGCCAGGACGAGUUCCUCGUUUGCUGCCGAGGGAAGAAGCACCUGAGGCGUGUGUUCCUGUUUGAAGACCUCAUCCUGUUCAGCAAGACCCAGAA